AUGUGGAAGACCAGACCCUCCCAAGCGUUUUGGGGGCUGAAGCAUCAUGAAAUAAGACACGGGAACCACGAAACAGUGGGCAGUAUUCCAGGCCACCACUUAUCUCUGCCAACACAAACUCAUACAGUACAACAACCAGGAGUACCUCUAUCCAAUAAAACUAGCGGGCUUGCGGAAGACAGACCCCAAAGGGUGAGGGCGGGGCACCAUGAAAAUGGAAACCGAGACUCAUACUUCACCGGAAAGCCCUGCUCGAAGAUGUCGCUGAGUUCAAGACCAACUCCUUCUGUCGGCUCUCUACUUUCUCACGUGAAACUCCUCCCUCUUGCCCUCAAAGCAAACAGAAUUAAGGUACUUAUAGAGAAUUACCAAGUUAAACAGGAGAAUGUACAGGAUCUAUAUCUCAAACUUGAUCCCCCUUACGAUGAUAGCGAUGUAGAUGGCCUAGAUGAAAUCAGUGAAGAGAGGGGAACAGCGAAGAAAGAAGUUCGGUUUGACGCUCCAUCCAGCCUGUAUGCUAGAGAAGUAUCAGACGAAACGUACAAGCUAGAACGCCGCAGAAGAACAGGCUCUAGGUUGCACCUCAAAUGGUUCAAGGGCAGACUGGUCUGCUGCUUUGAUGGCAACCAUAGGUCUCACCUUGAAAAGGUAGAAGCAAACCCUUCAUGCCAUCAUCCGAUGCAAGCCAACUUCGACAUAUUGACCGUGAACAUCCUCAAGGCCUUUGGUAACACUUCCACAGUACUUAAACAAAGUUGGCGCAUGGCGAAUGUUGAUCUAGGUGCACAAACUACGGAUCGUAGAUCCAUUGAGCUGCUCAGGGAAGGAAAAAUGACGGACCAUUUCAACAUGAUAAAAUAUGGUCAUAAAGGCGCAGAAUGCUUCAUGGAGGAGCGGCGGAUGUGGGCGACGGCUUUCGAUGCAUGCCUUGCAAUAGCCCUCGUCUUUGAUGCUAAGCGCUUCCUUAAGUCGAAGAGUGAAGGUCCUUUCCAAGAGCUACAACAAAACUCUAGUGAAAACGCCCUAGCAAUACAUCUUCUAGUCGUAAAACGUAAGUACAGUAAUAAACUUCGAUCUCCACGAAAACUUCAAUAUGGCAUGGUGAAGUUGUCAUCAAAUCUUAACACCAAGGACUUGAUCUAUUGGAUUUUCCACAUGACAUAUAGCAUGAUCUGUUAUCAGAAUCUAAUACAUAGAACAAAGCCAACACCUACCACAUGGGUUGGCGAGGCACCAGGGAUGGCAAUUCCCAACACUGAAUUAGGUAGCCCACUAGACUUGUACAUCGACUUCCGUGUCGAAAUUCCCCUGGGAAGGAGUCACUCGAAGCUCACAGACCCUGCAAGGCCCGAUUACCGUAUACCCUGUCAGAGGCACGAAAGUUCACCAAGAAUAACAAAACUGCCCGUGCCGUGUCCUGCGGAUGUCUGCAACAUGUGCUUCCUUUUGGAUGGCAGAGAGAGAUGCUGGAAUUUCCAGUUUAUUCCUAAAGGUAUGCUAUACAGCGAAUAUUCAGUCUACCAUCAGUCAUUGCGUCUGGAUCCGCGGAAGGGCACGUUCAGGUCUCAAGUCUUUGUCGCUAAAUAUCUAGUCUUCGCCAUAGGCAAGCACACGAAGGAUAUGAGGGGAUUGAGCGAGGGGUGUGACGUGCUCUAUCGAAACAAGACCGUGAGGUUGGAGGCUGACUUCCGGCGGGGCUUCGUCUUCAACUUGAACUUUUUGGAGGAACUGAACGAGAAGCGGUUGGAGUGGACAUCUACCGGAAAUAAUUGCUAUCUCUCAAUGUAG
Lindgomyces ingoldianus is the source of this 1788-nucleotide messenger RNA. RefSeq lists its product as uncharacterized. Lineage: Eukaryota; Fungi; Ascomycota; Dothideomycetes; Pleosporales; Lindgomycetaceae. The transcript has 16 exons. The coding region runs from base 1 to 1788 and encodes 595 amino acids. The record is from RefSeq and is a predicted model, not a curated record.